This is a messenger RNA of Polistes canadensis, 5150 nucleotides long. RefSeq lists its product as uncharacterized. Gene Ontology annotation, cellular component: nucleus. The transcript is spliced from 11 exons. Gene Ontology annotation, biological process: regulation of gene expression. NCBI's taxonomy places the organism in Eukaryota, Metazoa, Arthropoda, Insecta, Hymenoptera, Vespidae. The coding region runs from base 1173 to 4622 and encodes 1149 amino acids. The record is from RefSeq and is a predicted model, not a curated record.
GAGUGCGUGACCGAGACAGAGAAAAGCGAGAGAGAUGGAGAGAUGAAGUGAGAAAGAAACAAAGAAAGAGACGGACGGACAGACAGACAGACAGACGUAGCCGCCGCCGUCGCCACCACCGCCGCCGACGACGACGACGACGACUAUAACUGCAGUGGAGCGGCGUCGUGUCGUGCUUAAUGUAAGACACGGAAAAAGAAGAAAAGAAAGACAGAAAAAGGAGAAAAAAAUUAGACAAAUCAUAAAACUCGACACACACGCGCGCGAAGUGGCAACGACGCAAACAAUAUUUAAAAAGGCAAUCAUGUGUGAUGGAUAUUCGACUUGAUUUUCUUCGAUUCUUCGUUCACGAGUGCAUUUCCCCCUCCCUCCUCAUUGUCGUUUAGCUCUUCUCUAAAGUUGAUGAUGGCAACGUGUCGCGCGUCGUUCGCAAAGAUGAUACAUUACGUGUACGGGGUCAAAAAAUCGUUUUUAAUCAAAGAAAAACUAUUAAAGAAUUAUUUGGACUACAAGUUUUAAGAAAAAAAUAAGAAUAAUUGGUCUAUUUUUCUUAAUUAUCAGCGAACCAAGUCCUUCAAUUAUUCCUACUUGCAAUAUCAUAUUUCAUGACAUAAUAUAACAUGUAAAACAUUAGGGAAUAAAAGAAAAUGAGAAAGUAUCAUUAGGGUAGAUCUUUGAUGCGUCAUGGGGUUGUUUAGCCACGUUUUACACUCGAAGAGAUUAACUGUGUGACGCGCGUGUAUGCGUGUGUAUGCAAGGAGGGGAUAUGUGAGUGAGUCAAGGAGCACAAGAGAGAAAGAAUAAGAGAGAGACAGUCUCUCAGAAUAAGAGAUUCAAAAAGGUGACCGACGCUAACCGUUAAAAGCUGUGCUUCGUGGACUCUCUCCUCUCUCUCUCUCUCUCUCUCUCUCUCUCUCUUUCUCCCCUCUCUCUUUCUCUCUUUAUCUAUCUAUCUCUCUCUUGUCCUCCCGCCCUUCUCCACUCCACUCCUCUCUUUCUCUCGUUCCUCUUUCGUCGGUCUGCUGCUACUGCUCGCUUCCGUGGUUGUGUGUCGCGUUGCACGGGUGUGCUCGUCGCCCAGGAGGCGAUAAAACCUUUUCCUUUGACGAUUCAAAAAGUCGUGCAUGUGUAUAUCUAAGAACAAUCCUCGAGGAAGGAUCGCAUAGGAUUAUAUGAUUCGUGACCCGUCAAACGGUGCCAGCUCGAGAGAUCGACUCUACAGCCGUGGCCCCAUGGACGGGAUAUUGGAAGAACCUCCUGUUAAGGACUCUUCUCAGAGCAAUUCUGACAAAGUGUCAAAAGACAUGGUCAUUCCCAAUGGUAUCAAUGGAAAAUAUGGUACGGAAAAAGAAGAAUAUCCAGACUCUGAUGGUUGCGCAUUCAAAAUUUCAUCCAAAGAGACUGUUAGCAAAGGAAAGGAAGAGAUGGAGAUGGAUGAAGAAGACGAUGAUGAGGACGAAGAGGAGGAUAUUAUAGAAAGAAGACACUUUGAGAACGAAGAAAGGGGUACAGAAUCGGAAGAUAGUGAGCUAAAUAAGUUGAGAAAAAAUAGGAAUAAGGGGGGUUCAUUGUACAAGUCGAGAAACGACUCUAUGGUUUCAGAAUCUUCCGAUGGUGUCAGUGAGAUGAACGAUACUAGUGAAGUGUCUAGAAAUGAAGACAAGUGUAGAAAUACAUCUUGCGAAGCUAUGGAUGUUGAUGAACAGAGUAAUAAUUCUGAUGUAGAAUGUUUGGAUGAGAGUAUCACAAGAGUACGAAUGGAUAAUGACAGCAUGUUUGCUUUAAAAAAAUCUAAUAUAAAUGAAGGUAAAGAUAUGUCAUGUAGUAACAUGCAACAAUCCAAUAGUUCUACUGAAAUCCUAGACAGCAGUAUGGAUACAUCCGAUGUAAAGAUAUGCGAAGAAAAUGGAUGUUGCAAUAGUCCAGACAUAGAGGAGAUAACAGAUAGUGCAAAGAAUAAUGGUCUUAAUACAUCUCAAGAGCGUUCUUUAAAGGAUCCUGCUAAACAGAAAAAAUCAAGAAAGCAAGUAGAUCUUAGUAGUAUUACGCCUAGAAGAAGUUCUCGUAAUAUUAAAAGAACAAGUUAUAUAGAAAGAGAAGUCGAAGAGGAAGCGGACGACGAUGGUUCGGAUAUAGAGGAAAUUAAACCGGAAGAUCCGUUAGCUGGAAUAGAUACUAAGGAUAAAGAGAAUUCCAAACUGAAGUCACCUACGAAAAAUAGUAAAACCACCAUUGUGGUUAAUGAUACCAAGCGUUUGGUAGAAAUAGCUGCUGGCAGUAAAUCAGUUAAAGGUGGUAAAAAGGAACCUACGUUAGUUAUAAUAGACACAAACUCCAUACUUUCUGGACGCGGCGGCAUGCCUGUUGGUAACAAUAAGCCUCACCAUACCGUUUCUAAUACAAGUUCUUUCUCGGUCGUUCCAAUGAAUAUGACCACUCAAACGAUGUAUCCAAAUAUGAGAACAACUAUUACGCCGGUACCCAUGACAUCUAAAACUGCACAAUUAAGCCCCAAACCGAGUAGCAUGACUACGGUCAAUCCUGCUUUGGCACCAAUAUUGCCAACUUUAACAGAUGAUAUGUUUGUGGUAGAAGCACCAUCAUUUAUAGUACCUUACGUUUAUGAAAAGCCUCCAUUGAAACCAUUGAAAGAAUUUGUUUCUAAAUUAGAAAAAAGCAUAGAGGAGAAACAAAAAGAAGAAAUAUUGAAAAAAAUGACGGAAGAUACUAAAGAUAAUCAAGAUAUUAACGAAGAUUUGUUUGAAAUAAAUAAAAAAGUAGAUAUUAGAAACCAAGAAAGUGAGAAUGAGGGAAGUUUGAGGUCUAAAAAGGAUGGAGACGAUAGUGGGCCUGAUAUGACGGAUGUUAUGGAAUCUGGUAUUUCUAAUAUGAGCGACAAGCACGAUAUGAGACAAGAAGAUAGAAAUAAAGUAAUAACUUACUUUGACUUACCUUUGGGUAAAUUUUUCAUGCAAAUUGGAGUAAAUCUCGUUCAAGAGUAUGUACAAACGGAUUUACUACGGACUCAGAAACGUAAACAAGGCAAAGGUAGCACGUCAGCUGAGACACAAUUAGCUAUAAAUUCACUCAUCAAGAAUUUAGAGUUUAGUAAGGAAAAUAAUGAACCAUUCCACUUAGAAAUGAAAAAAUGUGAAUUCUGUAAUUUUAAAACAGAAUCUACAUUAGUAAUGCAGCAUCAUUUAGAAACUCCUCAUAUGCGAAAUUACGUCUACAAAUGUAACUUUUGUCCCAUGGAGGUUCGAAGUCCUCACGACAUAUUAUUCCACAUGGAAGCAGAACAUAAUACUCGUGGACGAUUGGAACGCGGCCCAGCUUUUCAUCAGUGUCCAAAUUGUCCGUUUGAAGAUAACCAAAAAGGCAAACUUACGCGACACAUUCUUGCUUGUUCUAAGAAGUUUAGACCAGAACGGAAUCUAGAACCUGCUGCAGAUUGGGAGCCACCUGCUAAGAUUCCAAGAUUAAAUCGUGCGCGUCCUGUUGGACCGACCAAUCCUAAUGCUCUUGCUAUGGCUAUGAGUGCCAAAGGUCCGCAACCGCUUUUACCCAAACUACUUCCGGCACCUAUAACAGGUCGUGGAAGAGGACGCCCGCCGAUGCAACCUAGAUAUCCGGAUAUGAAAACCUUAAGACCUGGUAGUACUACUAUGCGGCAAGAUAAUGUUGCAGGCAUGAUGUAUCGACCAACAUCUUCUGGCCUAUUAGUUCCCGCUUCAUACCAAUUUGGUAGUAAUCAGUUGUUCCAGGUGGUGGGUGGCUCUGGGACUGUCAUGUCGGCUGUCUCGGGAGUGAGUAGCAGUAGCGGCGGCAGUUCCGGUCAACCCACACCCAUUGCACUUGUACCCAACGUAAUCGAGUCUCUCUCUAGGUUGUCCUCAUCACAGAAUACAACGGCCAGUACAAAAAAUCCUACGGCAAAAUUAUUAAGUCAACCGAGUAUAUCUAUAACUCCAUUACCACGUACAACAUCUCAAACCUCCAUUCCUGGUUCAGGAACAUCUUCUAAAUCUGGAGGGAAAAAUACAUUCGUUAUAUGUGAAAUUUGUGAUGGUUACAUUAAGGAUCUUGAACAACUAAGAAAUCACAUGCAAUGGAUUCAUAAAGUAAAAAUACAUCCAAAGAUGAUUUAUAACAGACCUCCAUUGAACUGCCAAAAAUGUCAAUUCCGAUUUUUCACAGAUCAGGGCUUGGAAAGACAUUUGCUUGGAUCUCAUGGACUCGUUACGUCCAGUAUGCAAGAAGCAGCGAAUAGAGGAAAAGAUGCUGGUCGUUGUCCAGCUUGUGGCAGAGUAUAUCAAUGGAAAUUAUUAAAUCAUGUUGCACGGGAUCACGGAAUGACAUUAAAACCCGCGCAUUUAUCAUAUAAAUGUACAGUUUGCACUGCCACAUUUGGAAUGUACAAGCAAUUUGAAAAUCACGUAUACUCAGCACACAGCGUUGUGGCGAAAAGAGUAAUGGAUAAAAAGAAUACCCCAUCGUCUCCGUCAUCAAGAUCAAAUGAUUCCCUUUUAAAACCAUUGAAGAUAAACGACGAAAUAACAAUAAUUCCACAACCAGCAAAACCAACAACUAGAUCUGGUGCAUCUCAAGGCAGAAGCAAAUAGCAAUGAUCAGCAGAGUGAUACGUGUGUCUUGUUUUACAGAAUUUCACGUAACUCUGGAUGAUACGCCGUUAAAAGCGGUCACUGAAAAUAUUUUACAGUGAGACGUGCUGUGUACAUGUGUAUGCAUAUACUAUGCUUAAGAUUUGCAAUUACUGAAACUAAAACUCGACUCUUGACGAAAGGAAAAAAGAAAGAAAAAACGGAAAAAAAAGAAAUAAGAAAACUAGUUGACUGCGUAAAAUAAUAUUCCAUCAAUGAUUAUACCAAUAUAUAUUUAUUUAAGAAUUUUUAUUGUUGUUAUCGGACAUACAUAAAAACAGACUGUAAAAACAUGAAAGCGUGGCCUUCAGUCUAAUUCCUUAGUUUAUCCUAAAAGCUACGUAUUCCCGCUUUACACAAUGGACUCAAUGAAUGCAUAAAAAAAGUAUUUUGCAUUCUUCGUCAUGUAUAUCGGUACACUUUAAAUAGUGAAUUAUUUGUAAUGUAUAAAUUGUUUUGUAAGAGAAAUAUAAUCGAAAUGUCAUUUUA